AAGCUUGCUUAGGAGGUAAUGGGUAGGCUAGUUGGUUGUACACAACCUUUGAGAAACAACAGCGCUGUCAAUAAGACAGCACUGUUGUUUCCCAAGAAACCUGCAAGCAUUCGUGACUACAUGCACAUGUGCUUGGUUUAAUGAUGCUUAUGUUGCAGUCAAAUGAAACCAAGGGAAGCAACCAUAUGGAGCUUGAAGGACUCAAGAGGACACUGCAAAUAUGCGAGGCUAAUGGCCUCGAGAUUUCAACUCCUGUGACUGACCGUCAUUCUCAGAUAAAAGCAUUCACAUCAAAGGAGACCUGCAUAGAGCACAGCUUUGAUUGCUGGCACGUUGCCAAGAUGCUCAAGAAGAAGCUGACAGCAGCAGCGAAGCUCAAGAAGUUUCAGGAGCUGACUCUAUGGAUUCCUGCUGUCAUCAACCACCUGUAUUGGUGCGCCCUUUCAAGCCGGGCGCAACCUGAGCUAAUUCUUGCCAAGUGGUGCUCCCUUGUCCGUCAUGUCGUUGACAUUCAUGUACAUGAUGAGAGCCUUUAUGCGAGGUGCGAGCAUGAGCCAUUGCCUAAGAAGAAGUGGUUGGAAGAAGGAUCACCAGCGCACCAAAAACUGAAAGCCAUCGUCCUAAACAAGGCUUUGCUCAGAGACAUUCCUCGACUAUCCACGAGUGCACAAACAUUUGCUGUUGAAUGCUUUCACAGCACCAUCACUCAGUUCGCGCCGAAAAAUACCCAUUUUGGGUAUUCCAGCAUGGUAGCAAAAACACGCCUUGCCGCACUUCACUAUAAUGAAAAUAGUGCAAGGCAGCAAGCAACCACUGACAAUGGGACAAAGAGGUGGCUGGUCAAAUACCCGAAGGCAAAAAAGGCUGCCGUUGUCGCACCAGUGAAAGAAUCUUGCACAUACGGCUAUGUGAAAGAAUUGCUGAAGUGUGCUGUGGACCUGUGCCAGAAUGUGAGCUCCUACAGGGAGGCAUCGGCACGUACAAGUGUGAACGUGCCCCCUCCACUUUCAAGCAACUUUGAACGGGCUGACAAAGAAGCUCUCGUGGCAGCACAUACAAGGCGCUUUAAUAUUUUACCAACUAGUUCACUGAACAAGACACGUCAUUCUGAGAAGAAAACUCUGGGUGUUUAUUCAGGAGAAACUGCAAUCAUGCGUCCAGGUAGCCAGUGUAAUGCCCUCCUGGCGUAGGGAACUCUUUCCUGAUUCUGUGGACAGCACAGCUUGGCAAAACGACCCGGUUACCUUGACCAAGUCGCCUGUACACCCACCAAACAAACUGUCGGUAAGCAGUGUAUCG
Molecule: messenger RNA, 1299 nt
Organism: Dermacentor albipictus
Lineage: Eukaryota; Metazoa; Arthropoda; Arachnida; Ixodida; Ixodidae
Source: RefSeq, a predicted model, not a curated record